Molecule: messenger RNA, 1717 nt
Organism: Carica papaya (papaya)
Lineage: Eukaryota; Viridiplantae; Streptophyta; Magnoliopsida; Brassicales; Caricaceae
Source: RefSeq, a predicted model, not a curated record
GUCUUUCUACUUCACUUUCUAUAUAAAACCUAACUCAAUGGCUUCUUUUCACACAGCGUGACACUCUUUCUUUUCUAUCUUCCUUUCUCACCAACUCCAUUAAUGGAGCUAACGGAUCUCCUUAUCCUCUGCUCGGCUCUCAUCUUCCUCCGACUGUGGUGGCGCUACUGCUACCAUGCCGGCCAAAAACGGUCCAAGAACCUCCCUCCGGGACCUCCCGGCUGGCCUCUGGUUGGCAACUUGCUUCUCAUAUUCCAAAAGCGCCAUUUCGUCUUCGUCGUCGGCGAUUUACGUGCCAAGUACGGUCCAAUCUUCACUAUGCAAAUGGGUCAGCGCACNCUCGUAAUCGUCACCGACGACAAGCUCAUCCACGAAGCUCUGGUUCAGAGAGGUGCGGCCUUCGCGUCCCGCCCGCCGGACUCGCCCAUCCGGCUUGUUUUCAGCGUAGGCAAGUGCGCCAUCAACUCGGCAGAAUACGGCCCGUUGUGGAGGACCCUGAGGAGGAACCUGGUGACGGAGAUGAUAACGCCGACGAGAGUGAGGCAGUGCAGCUGGAUACGGAAAUGGGCACUCGAGAGUCACAUGGCUAGGCUCAAAACUGAGAGUAUAGAACAGGGUUUUGUCGAGGUGAUGAGCAAUUGCAGACUGACGAUUUGCAGCAUUCUUAUAUGUCUCUGUUUUGGUGCCAAGAUUUCUGAAGAGAGAAUCAAGCAUAUCGAGAGUAUACUCAAGGAGGUUAUGCUUGUGACAUCACCGAAGCUUCCUGACUUCUUGCCUGUUUUAACUCCCUUGUUUCGCCGCCAAAUGCAAGAAGCCAAGGAGUUAAGGAAGCGCCAACUCGACUGCUUGGUUCCACUGAUAAGGAACAGGCGAGCUUUCGUAGAGAAAGGCGAGAACCCGAACGGCGAGAUGGUGAGUCCCGUCGGUGCAGCUUACGUCGACUCGCUCUUCGGGCUCGAGCCAGCAGAGCGAGGCUCGCUGGGCGAAGAAGAGUACGUCACACUCUGUUCCGAGAUCAUCAGCGCCGGCACCGACACCAGCGCCACUACCGCGGAGUGGGCUCUGUUCAGCCUGGUUACUCACCAGGACGUUCAAGAGAAGCUUUACAAUGAAAUCGUGGCUUGUGUCGGUAAAGACGGCGUCAUCGAAGAAGAAGACGUGGAGAAGAUGGUGUAUCUCGAUGCCGUUAUAAAAGAAACCCUACGUCGACACCCACCUGGACAUUUUCUGUUAUCUCACGCCGCCGUUAAAGACACCGAGCUCGGUGGCUACCACAUUCCUGCGGGGGUUAACGUGGAGUUUUACACUGCAUGGGUGACUGAGAAUCCGGAUAUCUGGUCCGACCCGGCCGAGUUCCGACCCGAGAGGUUCCUGGAGGGCGAUGGAGUCGGGGUUGAUGUGACGGGGACACGUGGGGUCAAGAUGGUUCCGUUCGGCGCGGGUAGGCGGAUCUGCCCGGCGUGGAGUCUGGGCGUGUUGCAUAUUAACCUGUUGGUGGCCAGGAUGGUGCAUGCUUACGAGUGGUUGCCGGUUCCGGAGUAUCCACCCGAUCCGACCGAGACUUAUGCUUUCACUGUUGUGAUGAAGAACCCUUUAAAGGCCAUUGUAGUGCCGAGGUAAUCAAAUCGCUAAUGAUCUUGAUAAUCCACAAUUUAAAUCAUGUAAUACCAUUUAGCUUCGUGAUUAAUGAUAUAUAAUUUACCAUUUUCUUAAUAUA